AUGUUCGGUUAUGACAAAUCGCAACCAAAUUCACCAAAACAAGAUGAAGAAAACUUUGAAGUAACCAAAUCUCAAACGAAUACACAAGAAAGUCAAACGAAAUCUCCAAUAAACCAUAAAAGUGACCAACAGUUUAGUUACAAUCUAUCACCAAAAUUGGGCACGAAGAUAAAAUUUUCAGAUGUACAUAAAAUAUUAAUACAACGAGCAAGAAAUGAAUAUCAGCACAUCCAGCAUCAAAGUAAGAAACAUCUGGUUGAACAUUAUACAAAUGAGCAAACGGAUCUGAUAAACAUUUUUGAGGUUUAUCUUUUGACUAUUUAUCACAUUUACCGAAGGAAUCAAAGGAGAUUUAUUGAUGAGGAAAAUCUUAGAGACAAUUUCGAAACAAUUAUAUUAUCAAACCCAAGUAUUUAUGGGGAUGCAUUGUUGUAUAAGAAUGAUAAUUAUAAGCCAGACAAUUUGCUCCCCACUAACAACACAACGAAACCAACCAAUAAAUACACCAAAAUCAAACAACCAGACAACAUUGCAGAGAUGCUGAACAUAAAAAUAGGACUGAAUGAUAACACCUUUAAUUCUCACAAUCGUAUGCAUAUACUGACUACAUUAAUGAAAGAAUAUAAUGCAUACUGCUUGUCAGGUUUAUCUAAGCAAUCGAAAGUAUCACUUUGCAAACUGGCAUGUUUAUUCAAUCCAUUCGGUGAUAACUGUAUAGACAAAGGAACAUCACAAGAUGCAGAAUUGGGAUCGGUGGAUUAUGAACGAAACGCCAAUAACAUGAAUUCCCCCAAACUACAAUCAAUAGAAGAAAAUGAGGCGGCAGACAGUUCUACUGUCGGGCAGUUGGUACCAGAUCAGUUUUCGCCAGCAAAAGUUGAUGGUGUACAAGAGGACAUGCAUAUUGCAAAUACAGACUGUAGUGUAAAUUCAGGCGUUAAACGAAAGCUGAAAACCAAUCGAUUAACGGGAUUGAGCGAAAAUUUUAUCCUGGAAAUUCUUUUCGCUCUUUAUCCAAUCCUAUUUACUGAACAAUCAACUUUAGCUUUAGAGGCACUCAAAUCGAUUGAAGCCAGAGCAACCUACGAAUUAUGGACACGUAUUUUACUACUUAUCAGUUCGAUGGAACAGGAUUAUCAGCGAUCAAAAUUGUCUGCUUCAAAAUCAAUCAGAGUUCAUAAACGAACGGCAGACCUAAAUGAACUCAGUGAAGCUUCUUUUACUGACAGCUUAGUCGAUGAAAGUAAAAUGGAUUCUGAACAAUUAAGUUUAGCCAGUGCCUAUUGUGGUCUCUGGUCUGGACUACUUGGGAAAAAGUCUGAUUUACAACAAGAUGAUUCUCUCCAGGAUCUUCCUGAGUUUCAGGACUUAUCAGGCAAGCGUCUGCAUUAUGUUCGACUAGCUCAAGCAAAAUUUAAACGACCUGUGGUUACAAACUCAAAUUUCAAGAUCGUAAAAUUACCAGAUGACAUAACACCUGUACCACCGAUUGAAACUAAUUUCUCAAAACAUAGUAUACAAAAAGAUGCCAUUUUACAACCUGAAACUAAAUACUCAUCUAAUAAGUGGAAUGGUUCUUUGGAUGACUUAGUCGUUUCUAGUGAAUCAGUGGCACCUUCUCUUUUGUUCAGCCGAGAAUGGUUCAAGAAAACUUUAUGGAAAGAUAGACAGCCAGAAAAGUGA
Molecule: messenger RNA, 1683 nt
Organism: Heterobilharzia americana
Lineage: Eukaryota; Metazoa; Platyhelminthes; Trematoda; Strigeidida; Schistosomatidae
Source: the annotation of a GenBank genome assembly